Molecule: messenger RNA, 3520 nt
Organism: Cephus cinctus (wheat stem sawfly)
Lineage: Eukaryota; Metazoa; Arthropoda; Insecta; Hymenoptera; Cephidae
Product: 1-phosphatidylinositol 4,5-bisphosphate phosphodiesterase
Exons: 20
Coding region: 1-3258 (1085 amino acids)
Biological process (GO): phosphatidylinositol-mediated signaling; lipid metabolic process
Molecular function (GO): calcium ion binding; phosphatidylinositol-4,5-bisphosphate phospholipase C activity
Source: RefSeq, a predicted model, not a curated record
AUGACUAAAAAGUUUGAAUUUAACUGGCGAAUCGAAGUUCCUGAACUUCUGCGAAAUGGAUCGACUUUUGAUCGCUGGUUCGAGGAUAAAGAAAGCACCGAGUUCGAGCCGAGUUGUCUAUUCAAAGUCGACGAGUAUGGAUUUUUCAUAUAUUGGAAAAGUGAGGGAAAGGAUGGAGACGUUAUAGAACUAGCUCAAGUGAGCGACAUACGUUACGGCGGAACACCAAAGGAUCCAAAGUUGUGCAACAAAUUAAGCAAACAUGGGACCACUGAACAAUUGGAUGAAAAAAGUUUGACUAUCUGCUCGGGUGUUGAUUAUACGAAUAUUAACUAUCAACAUGUCGUUUGUGCCGACACACAGACUGCCAAGGAUUGGCAAGCUGGCUUACGGUUGAUUACGCAUAAUACUAAAGCCAGUAAUGUUUGCCCUACUAUUCAGUUGAUGAAGCAUUGGAUGAGAUUGAGCUUUUCGGUGGAUCCGAAAGGAAAAGUACCGGUGAAAGUGAUAUCGAAAACUUUUGCAUCGGGAAAAACGGAAAAAUUGGUAUAUCAGGGAUUGGCUGAUUUAGGACUGCCCAGUGGAAAGGGUGACAAAAUCGAACCGGAGGCUUUCACUUUUGAUAAAUUUUAUACACUUUAUCAUAAAAUCUGUCCCAGAAACGAUAUAGAGGAACUCUUUCAAUCUAUAACCAAAGGAAAAUCAGAUUCGAUAAAUCUCGAGCAACUGAUACAAUUUAUGAACGAAAAACAAAGGGAUCCAAGACUUAAUGAAAUUUUAUAUCCGCUGUACGACGACAAGAGAUGCGUCGAGAUCAUUAACGAUUAUGAGCCAGACGAAAAGGCAAAGAGCGAAAAGAGGUUAACCAAGGAUGGCUUCACUCGUUAUUUAAUGUCAGACGAGAACGCGCCAGUAUUUCUGGAUAAACUUGAGGAGUGGAUGGACAUGGAUCAGCCACUAGCUCAUUACUACAUUAAUUCAAGUCACAACACUUACCUCAGUGGCCGACAGAUUGGUGGAAAAAGUACAGUGGAAAUGUAUCGUCAAGUCUUACUGGCUGGUUGUAGAUGCGUGGAAUUGGAUUGUUGGGAUGGCAAAGGAGAAGAUGAAGAACCUAUAAUUACUCACGGAAAAGCCAUGUGCACUGAUAUCCUCUUCAAGGACGUUAUUUACGCACUACGUGAUACUGCAUUUGUCACUUCAGAUUAUCCCAUAAUUCUCAGCUUUGAAAAUCACUGUUGCCUCAAACAGCAAUACAAAUUGGCGAAAUACUGCGACGAAAUCCUUGGCGACUUGUUACUCAAGGAACCCCUUAAGGACUACCCUUUGGAGCCAGGAAAUCCUUUACCACCGCCGAGCGCAUUGAAACGUAAAAUCCUCAUAAAGAAUAAGAGGCUUAAACCGGAAGUUGAAAAGGUCGAACUGGAACUUUUCCGCUCAGGUCAAUUUGAAGCUAAAGAUGAGGUCGUUGAGGAUCCAAGUGCACCAGCAGGAGCACCUCCACCGGAACCACCUAAAGAGGAAGUUCCGGCAGAAGGAGCUCCUGCUGCUGGCGCUGAGGGGGGUGCCGAAGGGGAAGCUCCACCAAUUCCACAUACCGGAAGUACGAUGGCCUGUCAUCCUUGGUUGUCAUCGAUGAUCAACUACGCUCAGCCAAUUAAAUUCCAAAGUUUUGAAACAGCCGAGAAAAAGAAUAUCCAUCAUAACAUGUCCUCCUUUUCGGAAACUGCUGCGUUGAAUUACCUGAAGACGUCUUCGGUGGAAUUUGUGAAUUAUAAUAAACGACAAAUGAGUCGUAUAUAUCCAAAGGGUACCAGAGCCGAUUCCUCGAACUACAUGCCACAGGUAUUUUGGAACGCGGGUUGCCAAAUGGUUGCUUUAAACUUUCAAACACCGGAUUUGCCAAUGCAAUUAAAUCAAGGAAAAUUCGAAUAUAAUGGAACAACUGGAUACUUGCUCAAGCCAGACUUUAUGAGACGACCUGAUCGAAGUUUCGAUCCAUUUGCUGAAGGAGUGGACGGCGUAAUCACAGCACAGUGUUCAGUACAGGUAAUUGCCGGGCAGUUCCUGUCGGAUAAGAAGGUCGGAACGUUCGUGGAAGUGGAUAUGUACGGUCUUCCUGCAGACACCAUAAAGAAGGAGUUCAGGACGAGAAUGGUUCCUGCGAAUGGACUCAAUCCCGUUUACAACGAGGAACCCUUCCUUUUCCGAAAGGUCGUCCUUCCCGAUUUGGCCGUCCUCAGAAUCGGCGUUUACGAAGAAAGUGGAAAGCUUCUUGGACAACGCAUCUUACCUCUAGAUGGUCUUCAGGCUGGAUACAGACAUAUCUCCUUGAAAACAGAAGCAAAUUUUCCAAUGGCACUGCCCAUGCUUUUCUGUAAUAUUGAACUCAAGAUUUACGUACCCGAUGGAUUUGAAGAUUUCAUGGCGAUGCUUUCGGAUCCGGGUGCUUUUAGUAAAGGAGCUGAGAAAAGGGAUGAGGCAAUGAAAGGUCUGGGAAUUGAGCAAACAGAUACAAAGGCGGAAGCAAAGAAGAAAAAAGAAGAGGAAGCAAAGAAAGAGGAAUUCAAGCUAGAACCAGUGACAGUGGAUUUUUUGAGGAAGGACAAAGGUUUCUCGAAAACUGGCAAAAAACAGCAAAAGGAACUCGAUACCAUGAGGAAGAAACAUUUGAAAGAAAGACAAACCAUGCAGAAAAAUCACUGUACGGCCAUUGAUAAGUUAACCAAAGGAAAAGACAAAGGGGCUCUAGCGCAAGACGCCAAUGUAAAAAAGGUUAUAAAUGAGCAGACGUCCCAAUGGUCUGCCAUGAUGGAACGUCAAAGAAAAGAGGAAUGGGAAUUGCUAAAGACUCAUAUACAAAAUUCUCGGGAAGAAAUGAAGAAGCUUAUUGAAGUAGUGCAGGCAACGCAGAACAAGCAAUUACAGGCAAAGCAGGAUAAGGAUAUUAAGGAUAUGAAUGCAAAUCAGGCAAAGAUUUCUGUCGAGACCAUGAAAGAGGUUAUGAAUGACAAGGCUUUGAAAACUAAGGGCGACAAGGAUCGUCGUUUGCGCGAAAAGAAACAGAACAACACGAAGAAAUUCAUGGAGGAACGAAAAACCGUGCAAAUUAAACAAGGUCGUGAAAAAGAAAAGCUCAAAGUCACUCACGAGAAGCAGGUGGCCAAUUUGGAUAAAGAUAUCGAUGCGGCCAUAGAAAUGUACAAAAACGAAUCGGUCGAAUAUGAUUUGUCAUCAAAAUCCGAAUUUUACGUAUAAUCUGAUAAAACGUACAUCGCUAAUUUCCUAUUGCUAAAUGUGAACACAUUUUGCAACACUUUGUACGAGAUAUGUUAAUGACUUUACUCUUGUGAUAUUAUUUUACUAUACCGUAUACUAAUUCUAAGCGAUACAAUCGCCUCGUAUAAUAUUCGUAACGCAUUUCAAUCGAUUUUAACUAAUUACAUAUAAAAUACGAACACAAUGAUUAUUAUAGACAGUGCACGAAUAAUAAUGAAUAAUAUAAAUUUAGAAAAGCAUA